GUCAUUGAUGAGGCUGCCGGUCCUCUUCCAUGCUUGGCACGCCCUGCUGCACUGGCGCCGUGCUUCUUUGAAGAACAUGAUCUUCAUCUUCGGCUGGUGGCGCCAGUUGAUCUGCAAGGCGACCUUCGCAAAGAGGGCGGCCUUCCGCGCUUGGGCUGCUGCGAUCCAAGCACAGAGGUGCCGGUGCUUGUCAAACGCCUUGGGUGCGUGGCGGGUGCUCCUGUUGACCUCCAAGUCGAAUCGAUCCAGGCUGCAGAUGGUGUUGAACUCCUGGGCAUAUGUGCGAGAUGUCAGGAUGGCCCAGAUUGCAGCAAUGCAUCGUUUCGCCCAGUGCUGCGAAAAGAGUUUG
This is a messenger RNA of Durusdinium trenchii, 349 nucleotides long. The record is from the annotation of a GenBank genome assembly. NCBI's taxonomy places the organism in Eukaryota, Dinophyceae, Suessiales, Symbiodiniaceae.